UUUACAUUUGUAUUUGUAUUGCUUUCGAACUGAGCCUGAGCCUCAGGGAUUGGGAUGGAUGAUAUGAUCAACAUAUUAUAGGGGUAUGGAGUACUUUGGGGGGAAUUAAUGUUGUCGAUCGACUUCUGACUUGUCGUUCCUACGUACUCUCUGCCUAUGGUGCUAUAAAUAGGAACCUCUCUCACUCUCAUUUUGGCUCACCAAAUUCUCUCGUCAUCUCAAUCUAAACGCAGGUUUCCAUUUUCCCUAUCUCCAUCCCAUGGCUAUUUACAAUGACAGGGCCGUUGUUGCUUCUUCACUACUUGUCAUCUCCCUUCUCCUUCUUCAUAUGGUUGAAGCUGAUCAUCAUCAAAUGACGAUGGACACAGAGGGCUAUCCACUAACUCCCCCUUCCAUAGAUUGUGGUGUGGCAUGUGCGGCGAGGUGUAAGCUAUCGUCGAGGCCACGGCUGUGCAAGAGGGCGUGUGGAACUUGUUGCUACAGGUGCAAAUGCGUCCCGCCUGGCACCUCUGGUAACCUGGAGGCCUGCCCCUGCUAUGCCAACAUGACCACUCAUGGCAACAGACGCAAGUGUCCUUGAUUCAUCGAUCAUUCCAUCCAUUUUCUAUCUUACUAUCUCUCUAUAUUUCAAUUUCACUUCUCUUCAAUCAACAACCGAUCAACCAGUCCUACUCGUACGUAGUCGUUCCAGUCUUGUGUAGAAAAUAAGAGAGUAACCAGCAUCCAUCCAUCCAUCUAUAUAUAUCUUCUCCAAAUGAAAUGUUGUUGCUCUGCUUACAACUUUACAAGAACAACUGUUAUAAAUGUAUAGAAAUCAAGUUUCUUUAUUCUUAUUUCUAGCCUUUUCUGUGUUGUACUACAUCACUGUCCAGUAUCCGUGCCGUGUAUAGGUUGGAAUGAAUGGUUUAUUUAUUGAA
Nelumbo nucifera (sacred lotus) is the source of this 917-nucleotide messenger RNA. Its product is annotated as gibberellin-regulated protein 1-like. The record is from RefSeq and is a predicted model, not a curated record. NCBI's taxonomy places the organism in Eukaryota, Viridiplantae, Streptophyta, Magnoliopsida, Proteales, Nelumbonaceae.